AUGGUUGCCAGCAAGAGCAAUGGCAGCAGCAACACGACGUGGCAGUGCGGGCCGUGCAACGUCAAGAAUGGAGCGAAGUACAAGUACUGCUGGAAGUGCUGGGGUGCACGCCCGACAGCAGCAGCCGCAGGAUCUUCCAGCGCGGCGGCAGGAGAGGCCUCCGAGGACAAAUGCCACGACGAGAAGCUCGCCAAGGUGCAGCACUACCGUGCCAAGCUGGCCGAGCUUAGAAAACUCGCCGAGGACCCGUUCCUGGAGGAAUCACUGCAGCCGCAGGUGGCACAGCUCGAGGACAAGCUCGCCGCCGAGCAGGCAUCACUGGAGACAGGAGUGCCACGAUGCUUCACCGAAUGCAGAGUGGUGCGAGACAGGAACAGGGUCGCGGAGCAGAAGAACAAGAGCCAGCAGAGGAUCGACGCGCUCCAGGAGCAGAGGGACGCGCUCGAAGAGAAGCUUGCCGAGGAGAAGAGCAAGCUGGGCAAGUUCGACAGCAAGCUCGAGACCCUGGACAACAAGAUCAAGGAACUGUCCGUCCCCGCCCCAGGGAAGGGAUGGGCGGCAGCGCUCGCCUUCCUGGAGCAGGCGGAGCGCUGCCUCGGCGACGACGGGAGCGAGAAACGGGAGCAGCUUGUCGCCGCCGUCGCCCACGCCAAGGGGCAGAAGGCACAGGAAGAGGAGCGUGCCAAGCAGCACGCCGAGCGCCUCCAGCAGAAGGCCAGAGCGGAGCAGGCCCGCGCAGCCAAGGGGCGGGCUGGCAGCGCCGACAACCGCGAGCGCAGCUGCCCCGAGAGCCCCAUCAAGGAGGAGCUCCUCGAGAUCCCCGCGGGCGCCAGCGAGCAGGACAUCUGCAAGGCGCUCGUCGACGUGGGGGUCACGCGCGACCAGGCUGGCAAAGUGGUUGCUCCUCUUAAGCUGCUGGUGGGCGAGCUGCAGACUGGCCACACCCUCACCAUCAGCAGAACCCAGUGGGGGCGACUCGCCGUGUACACGGCCAACGCCAACAUGGUGAGCUCGCUGGAGCCAGUGAGGAAGCAUAUCAGGGACAGCUACCAGGACGCCAUCGUCCUGGGCCAGGAGCUGCAGGCCAGCGGCACGCAGAUCGACCUUCCCCAGACCCGCAUGUGCAGAGAGGGCUGGGACAUCGGUCUAGUGGGCAGCGCGAAGACCACAGCUGGUCACAGCGCUGGAGUUUUGAGAGCGACGCCACGGAGUAGGGGCAUGGACUUCGUGCGCAAGGGGAUCAACCAGUGGGGCAUCAGCCCGCGAGAGUCCAAGGGGGGGAGACUCGCCGUGGCCUGGGCCGACGCACACAGCAAGGAGGGGCCCAUGCUAGGCGCCGCGUACAUGUGGAACAGCGGGGGCCCCACGCAGAGAAACCAGCGCAUCCUGGCCAAGUGGGGCGCAGCCACGAAUGUGAUCCAGAAGGAGAGGAUCCUCGAUGGCGACUGCAACAUGGACCCAGAGGUGCUGGAGCAGUCCGAGAUCGCCCGCAAGAUGAACGGCGUCAUCGUGCGUGACACUCAGCAGGACAGCUGCCUGAAGCAGGAUGGCACGUCCAGCACGCGCGACUACUUCAGAGUCUCGCGCGGCUUGGCGGCACCCACGCUCAAGGUAGAGGUCCAAGAUGGAGACAACCUGUCGCCGCACUUGCCCGUCAGGAUGAGGGUCCCAGUGCACCAGCAGAGCGACUACAUGAGGAACGUGCUGUGCAAGCGGACGACAUGGCCGCCGACGCGGCCAAGGGGCUGCCCCUCGCAGCCAGCGCGGUGGCCAAGGCCGCUCGCACACAGGAAGUACACUCAGAGCCAGAUCGACUGCCUCUGGAGCGAGCUCGGCGAGGCAUACGAGAAGCACCUCAGCAGGUACCGCAGCUUCGAGGGCGACGACUGGAGCAAGCGGCAGGGCCACUUCGAGAAGGCCAACUACAAGCAGAAGCCGUGCAGGCCCAUGCCCUGCACCGCGGCACAGGAGCAGCCACUCAGCCACGACAUC
Messenger RNA from Prorocentrum cordatum, 1992 nucleotides. The record is from the annotation of a GenBank genome assembly. Lineage: Eukaryota; Dinophyceae; Prorocentrales; Prorocentraceae.